AUGUCAGAUACUACUACUACUACAUCAACAACUUCAACCACCACCUCAUCAUCUUUGUCGACGAGUGGAUCAGAAGAUAGUAAAGAUAAACAGGCACCGCUAAAGGAUUCAUCAAAGAGAUUCCCAAAGCCACCUCGUGGCGCUCAACAUAAACCUGCUGUUCAAUCAGCUGCCACAUCAAAAGAUAAGGUUGACAAGCCAACCAAACCACAAAAAGAAAAGAAACAAGGAGACCGUCCAUCACAAAAACCAGUAUCACCUACUACUCCUACAACCACUACACCUAAACAACAACAAGUCAAACCAAAGGUCCACAAACCAGUACCAUCACCUGCUACAGUUUCAACUACACCAACACCAUCACCUGCUUCAACUCCUGUACCAGAAGGUGGACAUCAUCACCCACACCAUCAUCAUCCACAUUCGCAUCCUCACCCACAUCAUCAUCAUCAUCAUCAUCAUGGCGGCGGCGGCGGACAUCAUGAACAUCCUCAUUCUCAAGGUGGACAUAAUAGACCAAGAGGUGGAGCUGGAGGUAUAAAGAAGACUUUUAAUCAAAAUGAAAUGGAUAAUGGCAAGAAUGAGCAAAGUAUCCCAAUAGAGCAACCCGUUGGUCACCACCAUCACGAGCACCAUGGUGGUCAUCACGCUCAUGGUAGCCAUCAUCACCCACACCAUCACGAACACCAUGGCGGCGGUCAUCACGGUAGUGGACAUCAUGGACAUCAUGGCGGUCAUCACCAACCACAUCCACACCAUCAUGAACACCACGGCGGUGGUCAUCAUGGCGGUCAUCGUGGACAACCACAACCUCAUAAGCCAUCUAAACAAGUGUCUCCAUCAGUUGCUGCACCUGUUCAAGUAGAGAAGGUCGUCCCAGUAGUACCAGCAGCUGCCCCGUCCAAACAAGACAAUCUUAAAAUGAAACAAGUGUUGGCCGAAUCAAACGAAGCCAAAAAGAAGGAGAGAGCCGACAAGAAAAAGGACAAGAGAAAGGAAAAGGAAAGAGAAAGAAGAGAAAAGCGCAAGCAAGAGAAAAAGGAAGAAAAGGAAACACCCUCUUCUUCAUCUGACUCUACUACUACCACUCCAAAGGACACCAACAAGAGAAGAUCAAAAAAGGAAAAGGAAAACAAAAAUGAUCAAAGAGAAAAGAAACAAAGUGGUGGUCAUAGAGAAGAGGAAGAAGAAGAAAAAUCAAACAACAAGAAUGGUGAAAAGGGAGGAGACAAGAGAAGAAGAAAUAGAUUUGAUAUUCAUCUUUCCAGAGAGGAUGUUCAAUCUGGUUUAGACAAGGGUGAUUUGUUCUAUGGUACGAUCAGAGUCAAUGCCAAAAAGUUUAUGGAUGCCUAUGUCACUGUCGAUGGAUCGGAACAUGAUUGUUAUGUCGAUGGUAUCAAGAAUAGAAAUAGAGCUUUUCACACAGACAUUGUAGUAUUCAAGAUCCUUCCAGAGACUGAAUGGAAAAAGAGACCAUCAACCGAAGAUGAAGCAACUCAAGAACAACAAGAAGAAGAAGUUGCUUCUAUCAAGGAUUCCACAUCAAUGAAUGAAGAUCAAGGUACCAUUGCAUUGCCACCAUUCCAAUCACCAUCUGUCCCAUUAAGAAAAUCAAUUGCUGAAAGUCAAACUUUUAAAUCUCAACAAGAUGAUCAAGGUGAAAGCAGUGAUGAAGAAGAAGAUGACUCUAGUGAUGAAAGUGAAAGUGAAAGUGAAAAUGACGACGAUGAAGAAAAGAAAACUGAUACUAGUACAACAACAUUGGAAAAUCAAAUUGAAAAAUUAGAAAUUGAAGAUGAUUUUGUAAUCAUAAACAACGAUAAUAACUCUACUUCAACCACCACCACUAUUAUAAAAUCAAAAAGACAACCCAAGUAUGAAGAUAUUUCAGGAUUAAAACAAGAUAGAUUGAAAUUGGCUGCUCUAACUCUAAGAGCUUUCAAGUUAAACAAAUAUGUAUCUGUUAAAAUUGUUCAUAUUUUAGAAGCCAAACAUAACAAGAAUCAUGUUGGUUUAGUUACUGAGGAAGGAUCAACAUUUGCAUUAUUUACACCAUUGGAUCAAACAUUACCAAGAUGUCUUGUAUUUAGAGAAACAAUGCCACAAGAGUUUAGAGUGGCACCACAGACAUUUAAAACCAAACUAGUAUCAAUUCAAUACGGAAGUUGGAAGGAAUCAUCAAUGUAUCCAGUCGGUAGAUUCGGCGUAAUAUUUGGAGAAUGUGGUGACAUUGAACCAGAAACUCGUGCCCUCUUGAAAGAGUAUCAUGUCGACACUGAACCAUUCUCUCGUGAUGUUAUGAAUUGUCUUCCAAAGCUUGCCGAUGCCAAGGACUUUAGACCAUCGGCCAACGACUACAAGGAAAGAAGAGAUCUUAGAGACUGGAUUAUCUGUUCAAUCGAUCCAGACACUGCCAAGGAUCUCGAUGAUGCCUUGUCGUGCGAAGAGUUGCCCGACGGAAACUUCCGUGUCGGUGUACAUAUUGCCGAUGUAUCACAUUUUGUCACUCCGGACAAUGCAUUGGACAAGUGCGCCCAAGAAAAGGCAACGACCGUUUAUUUGGUGCAACGUGCCAUUCCCAUGCUUCCAUCACUCUUGUCUGAGGAGUUGUGCUCUCUCAACUAUGGCGUUGAACGUUUUGCAUUCUCGGUUGUCUGGACAAUGACCAAGGACGGUGAGAUUCUCGACGAAUGGUUUGGUCGUUCGGUCAUUAAAUCGGCCAGUCGUCUCACAUAUGGUGUAGCACAAAAGAUUAUCGAAGGUCUCAUCUCUACCUCUUGGGAUCAAGCUAUGCCAAAGGACGACGUCAAGCCAAUCUUGCGUGAAAAGGUGUCUGAUGCCGCCGUCUUUAUGGCCAUGCAAAUGUUAUCAGUACGUUCGAUGAAGCUAGCCGAGUACUUUAGUACAGGCGACGUGGAUGAAGACGACUGGCGCCACUAUGCCCUCAAUGUUGGCCACUACACCCAUUUCACAUCUCCAAUCCGUCGUUACCCCGAUAUCGUCGUGCAUCGUCUCUUGCAGCUCUCCAUCGACCUUGAAAAAUCUGAUCAAGCCAGCCAAGCCGUGCGCGAGGCCGAAGCACUACGUGUUCGUGUCGAAAAGGACCUCCCCAACGGCGAAUGGCUCACCCAAAUCUCCAAGCACUGUAACGAGAAAAAGAUGAACAGUAGAAAGGCACAAGAGCGUUCCGACAAGGUGUUCCUUUGCGUCUUGCUCGAGAACCACCCCACCGAAUGCGAUGCUGUCAUCAUGGCCGGUGGCAACACCUUUAUCCAAGUGUUGGUACCCAUGUUUGGUUGCGAACAACGUAUCUAUUUGGCCGACCUCAAGGAAAAGAACAUGAUUAUCAAGGAUUCGUAUGAUGGCUCCAGCGACGAAAACACAAUCACAUGGCCAUCCAUUGAAAACAAUCUUGCUGGCAGUGACCCAGCCCUUGCCGUCACUAAAAAGUAUGCACAACUCUCAACCAUUCGCGUACUCAUCACUGUAGAUAAAUCAAAAUUCCCAAUUGAUACCAAGUGUACUUUAUUACAUCCACACCAUAUCAAUAUUGAUAGUAUUCCAGUUGUUAAAAAUAAAUAA
Cavenderia fasciculata is the source of this 3582-nucleotide messenger RNA. RefSeq names its product putative ribonuclease II domain containing protein. Gene Ontology annotation, molecular function: RNA binding; 3'-5'-RNA exonuclease activity. The record is from RefSeq and is a predicted model, not a curated record. NCBI's taxonomy places the organism in Eukaryota, Evosea, Eumycetozoa, Acytosteliales, Cavenderiaceae. Gene Ontology annotation, cellular component: P-body; exosome (RNase complex). The transcript is spliced from 3 exons. Bases 1 to 3582 code for a protein of 1193 amino acids. Gene Ontology annotation, biological process: mRNA catabolic process.